ACCAACGCACACGCACGUGUCACGCCGUACUACCAACUGCAUCGCCGGGGGCUGCGCUAUCCGCUUCCUCAGGCUUUCCUUCUCGACGCUCGCUACGACCUUCAACGAUCCCGUACCACUUUCUGUCUGCUUUCUCGACGACUAGCCUGGCGUUUAUUUGGAUUUUGAUACCCGACACGACGUCACAAUGGCCACAGGCUUCGCUGGCUCUUUCUGGUCCAGCGACUAUGCGGGUGGGCUGGGAGUGCUUUUCGGAAAGCUCCAGCAAGGCGUCCAGGAAAACCAGCAGAUACUCACCGUGGCUCGCAUGCGAGCGGAUGCCGAAGAGCAGUAUGGGAACAGCCUGGCCGCCAUCUCACCUGCCACAGAGCGCAUAGGCGGGGGCUUCACUAGGGAUGAGGGCGCAAGCGUGCGCAAGGCCUACGAAGGCGUGCGCACCGAGAUGGAAGCAGCGGCCUCAAACCACCACAAGAUCGCGUCCAACAUCCGAGAGCUCGUUGUGAAUCCCUUCGGCCGCUGGUGCGAAGCGCAUGCUGCCCGCGUUCAGAACUCGCAGGACGACCUCCAAUCUCGGAUCAAGAUCCACGACCGACAGGCUGACGCUGUUCGCAAGUUCCGAUCGCAGUACUACAACAAGUGUAGAUUAGUGGAAGAUCUUGAAGAGGAGGACAAGCUCGCUUUCCAGGAUCCGCAGAGCGAAGCGGCGCAGAGCCCGAAGAUGAAGGUGCCCACGAUCAAGAUGUCGGAGCCUGACGAGAACGAGGAGGAGCCCAUUGACCUCGGUGACGAGACAUACCAGCCUGACCAGGUCAAGAAGAUUCUGACGCAUAUGUUGGACAACAUCAAGCUCGCCGAGGUCAAGGUGCCCAUUCUAGGAACGUACCAGAACUGCUCGACCGGCGCGGAUAUCACGGACUACAUCCAGAAACACAUGGCAGCUACCAGCGUCAGCUACGCAGAAAGAAUUGGCCAGGAUAUGAUCGCGAAUGGCUUCCUCCGCCUCGUUGGAAACGUCGGCAAUACUUUCGCCAACAGCUCGAGGAUGAACUACCAGUGGAAACCCAAGGUCUUCCAGAUGACGGGAAUCCCAGAGAAGAAGAAGCCGUUGGACCGCGUGUCCUCCACUAUGUCCAAUGAUAGCUUCAGCGUUGACUCCCCUGUAGGGACCGUGCAAGAGUACCUCUCAGGGUGGAACCCGCUCAACAACCCCUAUCCCAACGAGACGCCCGCGGAGAAGCUCCGACGAGAAGCGCGCGAAGCAGACGAGCGUUACAAGCAAUCGGUGAAGAAGCUUGACUCGUUGCGCUGCAACCUGGAAGAAGCCAUGGUCGACCACUUGAAGUUCAUGGAGCGAUGCGAGCUCGACAGGCUGAAGGCUAUCAAAGCUGUGAUUCUGGACUUCUCCGGCGCCAUCAGCAACGUCAUUCCGAGUCUGCAGAGUACAGUCGAUAAGAUGAUGCUCUUCCAGGAGACCGUUCAGCCACUGGGCGACUUGAGGUACAUGCUCGAGAACUACAGGACCGGUCCGUUUGUUCCGAGAGUUACGACGUAUGAGAACUAUUACAACUCUGUUGAUGAACAAACCUUUGGCGUGGAUUUAGAGGCACGAGCAAGGUCUGACCGCAAGCGCGUCCCGCUCUUGGUCACCACAAUCCUCACAUUCCUCGAUAAUCACUACCCUGACUUGGAAGGUGAUGAAGCCCGCCGCGGUAUUUGGCUCGUCGAUGUUCCUCUGGCGCAGACACAUAAUCUGCGAGCUUCUAUCAACACUGGCAAGACAUUCCCGCACGAAAUUCUCGAGAAGUACGACAUACCCAUUGUUGCCAGCGUCUUGAAGCUCUACCUGCUCGAAUUACCUGACUCUCUUGUCUCCUCUCACGUCUACGAGAUUGUCAAGACGAUCUACAGCACCACGGCCACCGACGCUUCUGAAGAGACCCGCAUCUCGGUCAUCCAGUCUACGCUUGGUCAGCUUCGACUCGCCAAUAUUGCCACCCUUGACGCCAUCUGUACUCACUUCACUCGCCUGAUCGAGCUGACGUCGGCUGAUGAAGCCUAUGUGAUGGCUCUUGCAAAUGCUCUCUCGCCUUGCAUCCUGCGGCCGAGACAAGAGUCUAGCCUAACGAUGAAUGAGCGCUACAGUUACCGUCUGAUCCGAGACCUCUUUGCUCACAAGGAUGCUAUCUUCGGAGAAUUGAAGCGCGCCAGUGCUCUCACUCACUCGUCCUCCGGUGCGCAGCGCCCUCGCGCAAUAUCGACCGAUGAGAGCAAUCGACGCGCGAACUACGAAGAGCGUAACCGUGCCAUUGCUGCCCAACGUUCUCCUCGUGCCACGUCACCUGCUCCAGGACCUCGAGGGGAUGGAUCCCAUCGUCGUGACCGAAGCCGGACCAGGUUCCCGGUCAAUACGUCGUCUCCUACCGACACCCGAAGGACUGGGACGCGGAACUCACUUGAAGUACCAGGCAGCCUGGACAGCAGCCCGGUUGUUGAAGGAAACGGAACGAAUGGUUCGACUGAACCCCAGGAGCAUCCUGCGCCCUCCAGCACUCGUGUACCAUUGCCCAGGAAACACGCGGGAAGCUUGGCGAGGAGCAACAGGGACUCGACUGGUAGCCUGAGAGCAGAGGACGGCGCCCCGCGAGGCGUUCAGCUAGAAGACAGGCCUAUGAAUGAUUAGUAGCCAUCCUUGGGUCUGACUCUGGUUUCAGUAAUGUCAUAAUUUGGCGGGAAGGAAGGGUUUUGCGUGAGAGCACCACUCUCUUGCACAUUUGGUCAAGUAGGAUGAUGGCAGACAUAUAUGAACAUCAGGUGCAACAUUUGGAAGUGGAGCCUACCGAGACCAUGAUCUUGAGGGUGGCUACGAAGGGACAUUGGCAUUUUCUGGGACGGAUGAGUGCUGUAACAUACCUAGUGUAGACUUUGGUUCUUUUGUCUUUAUUAGCCGGAAAUGUGAUCACGAGCAUACAUUACCAAACAUCCAUGGAUUGCACCAUGGGGAUGAGAGCUGUUGCCGUACAUCAACCGUGGUACCUGAAC
Molecule: messenger RNA, 3039 nt
Organism: Trematosphaeria pertusa
Lineage: Eukaryota; Fungi; Ascomycota; Dothideomycetes; Pleosporales; Trematosphaeriaceae
Product: rho-GTPase-activating protein-like protein
Exons: 5
Coding region: 188-2680 (830 amino acids)
Biological process (GO): small GTPase-mediated signal transduction; cytoskeleton organization
Cellular component (GO): division septum; cell division site; cytoplasm
Molecular function (GO): GTPase activator activity
Source: RefSeq, a predicted model, not a curated record